UAAUUUUCAUUUUUUAAAACUACUUUUCAGCCUUAUUCUUAUGAAUAUAUAGUUAUAAAAUUGUACACAAUUCCAGAAACUUGUUCGUGCUUUUGUAGUGCAGAGCUGAUCUUUUCUUUCCUAGGCUGCAAAGUUUCCUUUCCUCCAUUUUCUAUGCAGUGCAGUGGGAGAUGAUGGAAGUAGGCCCACCUUGGUCUCCCCCUGCCAAUGAGUGCUGAGAGAGACAGUCAGGGAGAGGUCAUUGGCCCUUGUCAGCAUUUUGGGGACUCCUGCUCAAAAGAAUACUGGGUCAGUCAGGCAUCAGGAGAUUUCAGCUCAACAUCUCUUUGGAACUUUCAGGCUCUCUGUGUGGUCUGGAGCUGUGUAUCUGUCCCACUCAAGUCCCACAGAGACACUUAAGCAUAGGUGAUAGAUAGCAAAUGUCCCGUCACACUGAAUUGCCAAGCAUCUGUUAAUCGAUAAUCCUGUUAGAGUUUAAAUAUUGGAAAAGAUGGCUGCUUUCUUCACCUCAACAAGUGCAGCAGAAGGAGGGCCAUUGGCAUCUGGGGAGUGUGGGGAUGUGUGUGGAUGGCAUGUCUGUAAUGCAUCUGCUGUGUGUUUUGUUUAGAUAUGACCACACGAGGCCCUCUGCUGCAGCUGGAGGUGCUGUCGGCACCAUGGCCCACAGUGUGCCCUCCCCAGCUUUCCACAAUCCUCACCCUCCUUCUGAGGUCACUGCGUCCAUUGUGAAAACUAACUCACAUGAACCCGGGAAGCGUGAAAAGAGAACCUUGGUUCUUAGAGACCGAAAUCUGUCUGGCAUGGCUGAAGGAAAGACUCAGCCGAGCAUAGUGAGUAAUCCAGGCAGCUGCAGCGACCCCCAACCCAGCCCCGAGAUGAAGCCGCAUUCCUACCUGGAGGCCAUCAGGAGUGGCCUUGAUGACGUGGAGGCCAGCAGCUCCUACAGCAACGAGCAGCAGCUGUGCCCCUACGCAGCUGCUGGGGAGUGCCGGUUUGGGGAUGCCUGUGUCUACCUGCAUGGGGAGGUGUGUGAAAUCUGUAGGCUGCGAGUCUUGCACCCCUUCGACCCAGAGCAGAGGAAGGCUCACGAAAAGAUCUGCAUGUUGACAUUCGAACACGAGAUGGAAAAGGCCUUUGCCUUCCAGGCAAGCCAGGACAAAGUGUGCAGUAUCUGCAUGGAAGUGAUCCUGGAGAAGGCCUCUGCUUCCGAGAGGAGAUUUGGGAUUCUCUCCAACUGCAAUCACACGUACUGCUUGUCCUGCAUCCGGCAGUGGCGGUGUGCCAAACAGUUUGAAAACCCAAUCAUUAAGUCUUGUCCAGAAUGCCGUGUGAUAUCAGAGUUUGUAAUUCCAAGUGUGUAUUGGGUGGAAGAUCAGAAUAAAAAGAAUGAGUUGAUUGAAGCCUUCAAACAGGGGAUGGGGAAAAAAGCCUGUAAAUACUUUGAGCAAGGCAAGGGGACCUGCCCAUUUGGAAGCAAAUGUCUUUAUCGCCAUGCUUACCCUGAUGGGCGGCUAGCAGAGCCUGAAAAACCUCGGAAACAGCUCAGUUCUCAAGGCACUGUGAGGUUCUUUAAUUCAGUGCGGCUCUGGGAUUUCAUCGAGAACCGAGAAAGCCGGCAUGUCCCCAACAAUGAAGAUGUCGACAUGACAGAGCUCGGGGACCUCUUCAUGCACCUUUCUGGAGUGGAGUCAUCAGAACCCUAAAGAGUAGAUGGUUGCCCUGCAUCUUGGGCUCCAUCGGCCAAAACUUUCCCAAGCCAGGGUGUGCAGAGCUUCCCUGUACUGUAGCCAAGGUGGUGUGUGGCUUGGAUUUGAGUGGAGUUGGGCUUAGCCUUAGUCUCAUUCACUCUCCAUUAUUACAGCCAUGGGGAAGAGUGAAGGAUAUAAAGUAACCUAAUAAGUGUAUGGAAUUACUAUUUUUAUAGCUGAUAUAGUUACACCUCAAGCCCCUCAGGGGUAACAACUAACCACCCAGACUGUUUGUUUGGAUUGACUGCUUUAAAAAACAAACUUGGCUCUUAUCUUUGAUCUUUUCUUUCCCAGAAAUAGUAAACUUGCAGCUGUCCCUAAUGCAGCAUAUUUUUCUUACCAAAGGAUUCUUCAACCCUAUAAAAGGACUCCUCUAUAGUGUAUUUCUCUAGUGUAUUUAGUGUGUGGUCAAAAUUUUGCUUUAUACAGAGCUUUCAAGAAUACACAAUGCAGAGUGAGUGCAGCAUAGCUGUUAACAUACAACUUUUUUCUAGGGCUUUAAGGGUGGUCAUUUUUUUCGAGUUCUCGCAAGUGUCCCAAAUCAGGGUAGCAAUCUUGUUGCCACAUGUGCAGCAAACAAAGUGGAAGUAUAAAUCUUUUUCUCCCUUAGGGAAGCUCUUGAAGGAACAGGAGGUACAGUACUGGGUAGCAGUCUGGCCCUCCUGUCUGGUUGGUGCUGGGGCCUCCAGCCAGGGCCCUCCAGGGGAACCAAACCUCUGCUCUCACCUGUGGGUUCAUGCCCAUCAGGGUAAUUGUAUUGAGAACUCAAAAUACACGUGCACUUACAUAACGUGUGGUUCGUACUCAAGCGAUCUAUUAUCUGCAAAGCCUGGCUUUGAUUUGAAAUUUUGUAAAAAUGUCAUGGCACCCAAGGUUUCUGAUUCUGACCCAGCAGUGGUCCUGAAGAGAGCUGAUGGCAAGUCUUGUAGUCAUUUUAAUUGAAGGGUGAGCACAACCUUGUGAACUAGCACUGGCUUGUUCCAAGCUGGAAUUUAUCUGGUUUUUUUUUUUUAAGCUGUAGCUAUCAAAUAUUUUAUAGAACGCAUUACUUAACCUAUUAGCUGAGUUUAGAAUACUUUCUGCUUAAUUUUUAUACUUAACUCUUCUUCAGUAGAGGGUUACAAAGAGUACAAAGGUUAAAUUACAAAUUCAUUCCCAGCCUAGGCUCUGGGCACAUUUCCUGUUCUUGAAUUCUGCUCCUGAAGAGGGUGAACAAAUGGGACGUUCAAAUUGUGAGCUCAGAAUUACUUUAAAAGGAGGUAACAGCCAUUACACCUAAAUUUAAUUUAUUUUAUUAAAAUAACAUAAAAUUGAGGGACCAUCAGAUAACUGUAUUUUGUCAGGUGCAAUAAAAACAAAAUUAAAACCCAAAUCAUCAA
Molecule: messenger RNA, 3127 nt
Organism: Cercocebus atys (sooty mangabey)
Lineage: Eukaryota; Metazoa; Chordata; Mammalia; Primates; Cercopithecidae
Gene: MKRN2
Product: makorin ring finger protein 2
Exons: 6
Coding region: 558-1703 (381 amino acids)
Biological process (GO): protein polyubiquitination
Molecular function (GO): ubiquitin protein ligase activity; metal ion binding
Source: RefSeq, a predicted model, not a curated record